Molecule: messenger RNA, 3566 nt
Organism: Lineus longissimus
Lineage: Eukaryota; Metazoa; Nemertea; Pilidiophora; Heteronemertea; Lineidae
Exons: 9
Coding region: 111-2930 (939 amino acids)
Biological process (GO): sodium ion transmembrane transport
Cellular component (GO): plasma membrane
Molecular function (GO): ligand-gated sodium channel activity
Source: RefSeq, a predicted model, not a curated record
GCCAAGUAAAGUCAUAUUUUUGUAGGUUUCUAUCUGUGUUCGCCCAUUUUCGAACUUAGAAGGAAGAACAGGCAACAUAAAGCUUCUAGUGAACGAGUAUCAAGUUCGCAAUGGCAGCGACAGGAGGGAAGGCCAAUUCCCACGAUCGGAAAGACUUCAAAGAUAAAAUCCGUGAUUUUGUAGAACAUUUUACGGCAAAUACAAGCUUUCACGGAGUGAGAUACACAUUCGAAGCUGCUACGUGCUUUGGGCGCACAAUAUGGGUGUUAGUUGUGAUCGCCUUUUCUGCGUGGUUCACCUAUCAAGUUGUUGAGAGAGUAGCUUACUACAAGACAGACCCAGUCACUGUCGACAUGAAUGUCGCUUACAACCGUUCACUCAGAUUCCCAAGUGUUGCCAUCUGCAACACCAACCAGUUCAGAAUGACCAAAGCGUGGGAGGCCGGCAUUUAUAGGAAGCUGGAAACCUUCUACGGCGCCGAUCUGAACACAAGACGAAAUAUCGAAAUCCUAGAUGACUUGAAUAUCACCCAGACUAUACUAGACAUGGCACACAGGAAGGAGGACAUGAUCAAGAAGUGCGUUUGGAAAGGGCAUGAUUGCAGUCACCAUAAUUUCACACAACGGAUGACAGAUUUUGGGGUCUGUUUCGUGUUCAACGAUCUAAUGUCUGUAAGAGACCCGGAUGAGUUUAAAACUCAGAACACGGGAGCCUCGUCUGGGCUGCAGUUGUUCCUGAACGCCGAGGUUUAUGAACUCUCGCCAGGCCCACACUUACCAGCGGGAAUCCAGGUGUUGAUAUUCAAUGGCCAUGACCAUCCUCGGGUGUUAGAUUUAGGCACGGCGGUGCCAGUGUUCGAGGUUUCUAGAGCUGCCCUGCAUCUCUCAAGCGUUUCUCGGCUACCUGAUCCUCAUGGCCGCUGCGCCUCCCAUACAUUGAGAGACUUCAAGGAGUACUCCUUCCAAGCCUGCCUUGCGGAGGUAAUCACCAACGCAACAGCCGAGUCAUGUGGUUGUAUCGGAUACGAACAAAGAUGGGUUGGACCCGAUAGGCCUCCGUAUUGUAAUUUGUCAACCUUGUAUGGCUGCCACAGUGACGUCAACGCUCGUUCGUUCACGGGCACGUGUCCCCAUCCCUGCCAUCAAGAGGACUACACCACUACCCUAUCCAACACGGGCCUCUCCACGACUAGCAUCAGCGCAAUGUUGAAUGUCUUCCGGUCGGACGCGCCCUUACUUGCAAACUACAGAAAAGCUUUGCUCCUCAGGCAACUGGUGGAUGAGGAUACCGUCGAGGACGAUAAAGACAUGUUACAUGGCCUUUAUAAUACGCAUCACAAGUUACAAGUUGAAGUUCAGACACCCCUUCGAGCCAAUAUGUCUAAUAUAGACCGAGAACUGCUUAAGGCUUUAACGGAGUUGGAAUCUAUUGAUGAUCGACUGGCAAACGCGACCAAGAGCCAAACCGAGAACUACGAAUACGUCUUCAGGGUCCAAACCAUUGAGAAAUUCUUGAAUCCGAAGCUAGUCGAGUUGGAGAUACGAACUUGGGAACUAACAGUCACCGUACUCCCUUAUGAGUUAAAGCCUAACAUGUUUAAUAAUGACCCCAGUGCACAGAAAACCACCAAACUGCUGAUAAGGCAACUGCAAAACUACUUUUCUGAAUCAAAGGCUUUGAUAUAUACAGUUGAGAAGAUGUAUAACAUCUACACCUUGAAGAUCUUGAAGGAGAACCUCACGGAAUAUAAUGGAUUGUCGGUACCACGGGGAAUCAUCAAUUACAACCGAGACGCAAUAAUUCAAGCAAUUCACAAAUUUUCUAACUUUGGUCAGGUUUUAAGAGACAAGAUGGAGCUAUUCGAAGAUAUGGCAUUGCGACUGCCCACAGACAACAAGACUCUCUUUGAAACUUGGUACCAUGAGAUGUUGGCGGCCGCAAACGAAAUUAACGGAGUUUCUCUUGGCCAGUUUCGGUCCAGCGCUCAGGAGUUGCUGAAAGAGAUGAAGAAAGUUAGCAACACCCUCAGGGAUGGGAUAAAGAAAUUUCAGGAGAGCAAUGCGAAGUUUAAACAUUUUCUUUUUGCGAUACUGGACCUGAUGAGUACUUACGAUUGGAAAAAGUCGCGAUACCGUGUCGAUGCAGUCGAGAGGGUCUUCACAGAAGUUGUGGAGCAAGCUUAUGAUUUGAUCCCCAUCUGGGAGAAGGUUACCAAGGAGAAGCUCAUUGCACUUGUCACACCACUAUCGGUGUUCAAAGACGCGAUCGUCGACUACAGACGCGGAAGCAACGUAGUGAUGGAGACACUGACAAAAUUCGAGGAGACCAAGUUGGAUUCAAAAUCAAUUCGUCUCGUCCACGAUGCCAUAACUGCUGUUCAAAUAGACUUGCCGGACAUUAGUGUUGCGUUCGCUUCGGAGACAGCCAAGAUAUUACCGCUGCUUCUUAACUUGGAGAAGGCGUUUGAAGAUGUGUAUCAUCUCAUCGGGGGCGUGGAAAAAGCGAGAGAUGGAUUCCUGGCUGAGCUGGACGAUUUCCUGUAUGAGGUGGAGUCGUUUAACAAAACUCUACGAAUCGAUGACGUCAUGAUAAGGAAGAAUGUUCUUGCCCUACAAGUGUUUUAUCAAAGUCUCAGCUUAACCGAAGUUUCCAAGUCACCGGCUUACACAUGGUUUGCCUUGCUGUGUGACAUUGGCGGCACAGCCGGCCUCUUCCUCGGCGCCUCCUUCAUCACCAUCCUGGAGCUUCUCUACUUUAUUGGAAGGAACAUUCGAGCUCCCCAGCUCAUUCCAGUUGCAAAAGUCAAAAGCAGUCAAGUUGAGAGCAGUACCUCUGUUGGUGAUAUCGCGCCCAUCAUCAACACCAGUAAGACAGGCAUUGAACGGAAAUACUCUGAUGAGUUUUCAAUCAAAGCAGCCGAUUCAAAUUGAUUAUUUCGGUGAUUUGCCACGAAGCGGUGUUGCGCCUUCAGGACGAUGAAUUAAAAACGUUAUUGUCAUCCUGUGCUGUCACCCACCGGACUUAAAAGAUCCGGGGAAAGGGCAACUAGCACCAAUGUUCGAGAGCCUUGUCGCAUCGGGUUUUGCUGUUCUUCAAACUCAUGUUUCUGUCAUUGAGACUGUUUUGAACAUCUUUCCAAUUGCAAAAAAUCCGAAAUACCCGGAUGGGCACCACGCCAUAUCUGUUUUGGGAGUUUUAAUCAAUAUAUGCUUAUAUUCGGAUGGGUGCGGUACAGAUACUAACGGCAACACUGGCCAGCAAAAAGACAUUUUGAUUUCUACUUCAGCCUAUCAAUAUGUUUCGCCCCACCUGGGAGGCGACCCAUUGUCGGCAUUUGCUGAACGAACUGCAAUAUUGAAAGUAGUUGAAUAACGAAGUGUGCUUGAAAUGCGUUUUUUUAUUAAACCAUUAAAUUUCACUAACUAGAAGAACAUAUCACAAACCAGUGUUGCGAGGUUGUAAACUUGUCCUAAAGACGCUGAGGGGAUAAAAGUAUGUGAAACAAACAAAAAGGCUCUUCUUUGAAUGCAUCCAGUGUUUAAAGAGACAACUGGGGGGGGGGGGGG